Pongo pygmaeus (Bornean orangutan) is the source of this 4999-nucleotide messenger RNA. RefSeq names its product meiotic double-stranded break formation protein 4 (gene MEI4). Gene Ontology annotation, biological process: oogenesis; meiotic DNA double-strand break formation; DNA recombination. Gene Ontology annotation, cellular component: lateral element. Lineage: Eukaryota; Metazoa; Chordata; Mammalia; Primates; Hominidae. The coding region runs from base 449 to 1618 and encodes 389 amino acids. The record is from RefSeq and is a predicted model, not a curated record. The transcript is spliced from 5 exons.
GGAGUUAUUUUCUCUGGAGUGGUUGUGGAGCCCUCGGCUCCUCCUCGGAACAGGCCGCCAAGAGGGGCAGAAGGGGUCGAGUCGGCCGCAGGGGCUUCUGGGGCUUGUGGUCUCCGGGACCUGCUCCCUCACUUCCCCCACGAGUGGAGGGCCCUGGACGCUGGCCAGCGUUUCCCCGCUGGCUCUGGUGACCACCUGCGGGGCAGCACGUGGAACCCCGCCCCUGGGGAUGGCGCAGAGCGCCUGCUCCAGGGCUCCCGUGCCCGCUUGAGGGCGCCCUCCCCCGCUACAGGAACCCAGAAGGUAGGCGGGGCGGGCCCUGCACAGCUUUCCAGGACGCCCUCCCGCCGCGCGAGGCCUGGCUUUCUGUGCCUGUGGACCACUCGUCCCUUUCACGUGCCCUGGGUUUGGACCUGAGCUCGCAAUAUUCGCAGGGACAAAAGCCAGGAUGGAUGUUCAAAAAUGGUAUUUGAGAACUUCAAAGCUGGCUCUGGCCUUGGCAAUUAUCCGCUCAAAACCAGCAGACAAAAGCAGCAGAGAAUACACAGAGCACCUUGCUAUGUUGCUGUCUGAGGAGGAGUCAAAAUGGAGAUCAAAAAUUGAAGUCUUGGAAGCUGAAGUUAUGCAAUUACGUCAAAAACUUCUUGUGAGCAGGCUUUGUUCAGGAUCCUUUAAGAGUGGAUAUGUUUCCUCCCAGUUGGAGGCUCAGGAACCUAAGAGUUCUGAAAGUACAUUAACUUCGAUGGAAGAUUCUGGAUGUGAUUUGUCAAAUGAGCAGAGAACUGAAUCCUCAGACCUGUCCCAGCACUUUGUGGAAAGCUGUACCCCCACUCACUUUCCACCACUGCCUCUUGUGAAAAGACCUUGUGCUAUCCUGCAAAAUCCUUUGUCUUCUCACAUGCAAUUCUUGCAAUAUCUACUUGAAUUAAAGAACUUGACAGAAUCAGGUAAUCUUAAAAGAGACUUAACCCACUUUGAAAAAGACUCUUCCACAGUCUCUGAUUCUGUUUUUCAAUUGCUGGAUGGCCUGAUCACUUUUUACCGUAAUCCCAAACUUCCUUUUUCAAGAUUUUGGACAGAAGCUGUUGGUACUUUAGCUAGUCUGAUCAGUGACUAUAACUUAUCUAGUCAUAUUCUUAAAAAGUGUUCCAAGAAGUUGGAAGAAUUUGAGAAAACCCUACUACAUGCUAUUUUAGGAAAUAAUCAUAUAAAUCAGUUUCAGGUGCAGCAUUAUGCCUCUCAGAGUCUGGUAACCCUGGGUAGUUGCAGCUUGUUGAGAAAAUCUAUUAUAUCUCUGCUUCUAUCAGAAGUAAAUGGCUUUGCCGAUGAUCUGGGAGCCAUCAAUCAGGAGCAAGCCAGUUAUGACGUGUCACGCUAUGAAAACAUUUUCUACCUGUUCUGGGUUCUGGAGCAGCUUCUUCAAAAGGAAACCGAAGGCGGCAACACUUCAAGUAUAGGUCAUGAUGACCAAGAAAUCAAGAAAUUUCUUCAGAAGCAUGAUGAAACUAUUUUCCAACUUUCUGAUGCAUUUCCUUUGUUUACUUUUUAUUUAUGGAGAGUGGGCAUUCUUUUGAACUCAGCACAGAUAGAAACUCUUAAAAAUAACUCCAUUCCUUAGCAAUUUACCACGUUUGAAGCAUAAUAAAGUAGAAUAUAUGAAAAAUCUCAUACUGAAAAGAUUUUCAACAGUAUUUUAAUUAGCAUUUUAGAAUUGAUCUCUAAAUAUAAUUGUCAGUUCAACUUAAUGGUUAGUCUUAAAUUGUAUGAAAUUUUAUGAGUCAUAUUUCUAUACUAAAAUCAGCCAGUUUCAGUUGGUAAUGCCAUCCUUAUUCCCAUGUAACUGUAUCUUAUUUCACUCAAAAUAGUUUAGCUCUAUUAUUCUGUCAAAUGGACCAUUAAUUGUCUGUCUGUCUCUUAAAAGAUGAUAUUGAAGUUGUAAAAGAUUUCCAUGUAAUUGAUGCUAAAUGGUAAUCAAAGAGAUUUUUAAAGUUUAGUUGCAUUAUCAACACAAAGUGUUGGAAUAUAAGUGGUCAUAAAUGCAAUUUUUAAAACUUUUUUUCUUACACAGUUGAACUUAUAUCAUUGCUUUCAUCUUAGACGAGAAUCAUAUAGAAGUAGAACUUUUUUAACAUUUGGAAACUUAAUUGCUUUUUAUUUCAAUUUCAUAUGGCUAAUACAUUUGUCGAGCUCUUUUGAAAAUACUAUUAGUUGUUUAAAAUGUUCUUUGUUUUUCAACAAAUACUUGUCUCAAUUCUGUUAAUUAAAUAUGUUAUAAUAGUCUUGUAAUUGUUAAAUAGUAUACAGUUAAGUCACUAGAGAUACUUUAUAAAUUCUAAUAUCCAUCUAAAAAUGAAAUUUAUAGUUAUUUGGUUGAAUUUUUCGGUUAUACAAUUUCAUUGACUUCAUUUCAAUGAUUAAAAUCAUAACCACAAACUUAAUGAACAUAUGUUACGUUUCCUAUAGUGCCAUUUAGGGAACACAAAAUAUAAAUUUCCUUUAUUAAUGAUAUGUGAUAGUGUUUCAUAAGUUAAUUAGCAUUCUCAUAAGUUAAUUAGCAUUCCUAAAUGUCAUUGGCAUUAAAAGUAAUCUUGCUAAUUCCAUCUACAGUGUAUACACAAUUAUGUCAUCUGGCACAAUUAUCUUUGGAAUUAUUUCUAGCAUUUUUGAAAAGAUAAUGCCUUUUUGAUAAUCCUGAAACUACAUGUAUGUCAGUCAGCUUUUGUUAUGUAACAGAUAACCAUAAAAUAUCAGUGGCAUACAACAAUAAUAUUUCUCAGAUAUAUGCAGGUCACUCAAGGAUCAGCUGAUUUGGACUGGACUUUAAUGAAAAGCUCUGCUCAGAUUGCACAUACCACAGGAGUAGGUUUCUUGCUAAAAGUCAGGCUUUCUUCUCUUCCACAUGUGCAUAUUCUGAGAACCAGACUUGAGGGGAAGUGGCUUCUCAGUGGAAGCUCCUUUCAUGGCAGUGGCAGUUGAGCAAGACGAAAGGCUAGGCUGAGAAAUGUCACAUUAGCACUUCCAUCCACAUGCAUUGUCAAAGUACAUCAAAUGGUCAAGCCCAAAGAAAAGUGACAGGGUAGUAGACUUCACCUUGAGUGGGAGAACUUGCAGUUACGUGGCAAUGAGCAUGGAUGUAGGUAGGUAAUUAGGGCCAAUAAUUUACUUCACAACAAGUACCAGUUGAAUACAAGAAGUAUAUUCCAAAUCUUGGAUUAGGAGGGAUUUUUCUAAUGUCUGAUUCCUGUGAACACCUGUAAAGGCUUAUGGAAAUCACUUCAGUUGAUGGCAUUACACAAAAUCCACUUUCCAUGACACUUUCAUCUUCUUUCAUUGUGAUUAAACAAGAUUGGUAAAUACACAAGUAUCAGCAAUGGCCCUUUCCCCAUUGCAGCCAGCCAAUGUAAUGAUCAGCUAAGAAGCUUUUGGAGCUACAACAAAUUUAUUAAUUUCAGUGGUCUCCAAGGCUUCAAGGUCUGAAAAUUAGCCUAUGAAAUGUAUUUAUUAUAAAAGAAGAUGCAAGAUGUUGGGAUCACUGUGAAUGCACAAAAUGGAGAAACAUUUUAUUUCCAUUUGGUAUUCAUUUUAUAUAAACAUUUAACUUCCACCAAGUAUAUGAAACUUAAACUUUCAUUAUUCUGUGUUGCACUCUAUAUCAGAGUGAAUGGUGUAGUAAAUUAGUAUUAAAGUCCAAAUCUACUGGUCAAAAAGAAGAUAAAAUGAUAAAAUGAGACAUUUUUAUCUGUGUUUCAGUAAAGCACUGAAUGAAUGAAUGAUUUAAACUGGUAUUACAAUGUUUAAGAAUAUUAUAACAGUUUAUAUUUAGGUAAUGUCUAACUUUAGAAUUAAGGUUUUAGGGAUAAGAGUAAUGGAGUCAGUAUUAAUUGGGCAGCAUUGAAACUGGAUAUAAGAUAGGAUAGGAAAUAAAGAGAACCACAGAAUGAUCAUAAAAAUGAAGGAAAUAAAAAGUGAUGAUAAUUGCUAUAACUCAUACUAUUUAUUAUAAGUUAUAAUAAAUAUAUGAUAAUAUAUUUUAUGAGAGUAAAUAUAUAUUAAAUAUUUUAUAUACAUUUAUAUAAUAAAAUACAUGAAUAAGUAAUAUUAUACAUGUAUAUACGAUAUGUAUAAUACCAAAUAGCCAGGUACUUACCUAAGCAUUUUACAUAUAUUAAUCUUUUUGAUUCUCCCAGCACCUGUAUGAGAAAGGUACGAUUAUUUCCUGAAUCUGUAUUUUAGAGAUGAAGAACUCAGAACUUGCCUAAGUUCACAACACCAGGAAGUGGCAGUUAGGUUUCAUCCUGAGGAAGUCCAUCUUCCAAUUCCACACUCCUACUUUACUGCACUGCCUGUUAUGUGCAGCUCUCCUGGCACUUCAGGAAACUUUCACAAACACAGCUUCUUUGCAAUUGUCAUCAAAGCUUUAUACAUGCUUAACUAUGAACCUUAAGGCACAACAGUGGAAAUUACUACCUUAUGAUUAGCUUAUUUUGGAUUUUUUAACUGCUGUAAACAAGUUGUCCUAUCUAUAAGCAAACCAGAGGAACAGCAUCUUUGACCUUUUCAAGGUUGUAGCAUCUUGCUACUCAAGACUGUAGCCAAGUUACAGAUUGUCUUCAAACAAUAAUGUCCUAAAAGGUACAGAGCUCCCUCCAGAGGUGUUUAGGUAGACUGUGAGGCUGUAAUGAUAAGCAAAAUGGGGAGAGAAAACAAAUCUGAUUGGUUUGUUCUUGGAAAAAUAUAUACAAUUAUCUCACAUGCCUUGUACUUUUUAAUGAUAUUUGUUGUCUUAGCCAAGGUCAGCAUAUUUCAAGAGAGGCAGGGAAACAAGUCAUUUGCAUUUCCGAAAUUUUAUGUACAUUUACAGAUUUUCUGAACGCAAUAUUGUGGGGAAAAUAUUGACAGCUCUGCUUUAUUAUAACCUAAUUUCAUUUAUUCAUCAAAUAUGAAGCACCAAUUGUCUACAAACAAAUUAUUUGCAAAAAUAAAACAUACUAAACUUUAA